AUGUAUUCACCAAUAUCUUCGCGUACUCGCAGUAGAUUGGGACUGGUCGCCAGCAAACAAUUGACGACACAACAAGAGCAGGCCCACACGGCAACUCCAUGGGAGCGAACCAAGUUAGGCUUCUUCGAUCUGCCUCCAGAGAUCAGAAUCCGCAUCUACGAGCUGGCCAUCCCUGACCUAUGCGCAGUUGCUGAGAUAGUUGAUGAGGAGAUACCUGAUGAAGACUGGGACAAUUAUCCUCCUAAGAAAUACUGCACUGUCCCUCGCAAGCUCAGACUCAACUCGUGCGUACAGGACCAUGAUAAGCUCUGGGUCGAUGGCCGCCGAGUCCACCAUUGCAGCAACAGGCACUGCCAAUGUAGGACUGGCACAGCUCCUCUAUUCCACCUGAAGCAGGUUCUAGUCAACCGCCAGUUCUAUUCCGAGUUCGGGGCAGCCGUCAGAGCUGCACCAAUCGACUUUCGUUUCUACAACGGCUUUGACUUUUACAAAACCUGCAAGCACCCUCUACGGAGUCACAGCACACCAGUCCAGUUACCAACAAAAUACCUGGCCAGGGUGCGCGAUGUGACGCUGGAGAUUGGGCGGGAUGAAGGCUUUGAUGGUUUCUGUCAGCUUGUACUGCCGAGGCUGCUCAAUCUGACAAAGUUGAACAUCGUUGCGUCAGUUGGUGUCAACCAAGGCAAUGAAAAGCUGUAUCUCAUGCCUACAGAGCCUUUCGCGCCUCGCUACCUAUGUAUCGAGAAGGUGAAUUUCGCCGAGUUGACCGACUUCCCAACCUGUCUGAGGACAGACCGACAUCUUCCGGAUCUCUUGGAAGCUGGCAGGAAGUUUUGGCAUGCCUUCCUUGCCGAAGGAGGUUUUGUUGACCAACCACGAGUUGAUGUCAGGUUGACACUUCGAGUGGGCGAGUUUCAUUACGAAGCGCGAGAAUCUGGUGCUUUUCUCGGGCUGAAACUCUCGAAAGCUCAUUUUGCAAAAAUCGAGUCCAACGGACUUAAUGACGAUGGCACGAUCGCCGUCACCGAAUGCCUCAGGAAGGCUCAAGAGCAUGUGAACGAAUACUGGCGUCUUUAUUGCUCGCGUCAAGUCGGCUGGGGCUACGCCAACUUGGCAGUCAGAUUGGGCUCCCGGGAAUUGAUGCGCAAUUACCUUGGUUGA
This is a messenger RNA of Cyphellophora attinorum, 1161 nucleotides long. RefSeq lists its product as uncharacterized. The record is from RefSeq and is a predicted model, not a curated record. NCBI's taxonomy places the organism in Eukaryota, Fungi, Ascomycota, Eurotiomycetes, Chaetothyriales, Cyphellophoraceae. Bases 1 to 1161 code for a protein of 386 amino acids. The transcript has 2 exons.